Messenger RNA from Pimephales promelas (fathead minnow), 4171 nucleotides. The record is from RefSeq and is a predicted model, not a curated record. NCBI's taxonomy places the organism in Eukaryota, Metazoa, Chordata, Actinopteri, Cypriniformes, Leuciscidae.
GACGUCAUAAGACUGCACCGCUCCUGCGUCUGCGAUUCUGCUGAAGAAAGGCCAGUGUCCAAACACAAAGAAAAACUCCUGGUGAAGCAUGUGACUCACUAUUAUAAAGAUGGCGUUUAUUAAAGAGGAGAGUGAAGACCUGAGGAUUGAAGAAACAUUCAGUGUCAAACAUGAAGAAACUGUGGAACAAACAAAGAUGGCGUUGGUCAAAGAGGAGAGUGAAAACGUGAAGAUUGAAGAAACAUUCAGUGUCAAACAUGAAGAUACUGAGACCCAAACAAAGAUGGCGUUGAUUAAAGAGGAGAGUGAAAACGUUAAGAUUGAAGAAACAUUCAGUGUCAAACAUGAAGAUACUGAGACCCAAACAAAGAUGGCGUUGAUUAAAGAGGAGAGUGAAAACGUUAAGAUUGAAGAAACAUUCAGUGUCAAACAUGAAGAUACUGAGACCCAAACAAAGAUGGCGUUGAUUAAAGAGGAGAGUGAAAACGUUAAGAUUGAAGAAACAUUCUGUGUCAAACAUGAAGAAACUGAGGAACAAAGAAAGAUGGCGUUUAUUAAAGAGGAGAGUGAAGACCUGAAGAUUGAAGAAACAUUCAGUGUCAAACAUGAAGAUAUUGAGACACAAACAGACCCGAUGGAUCUGAAAGAAGAGAGUCAAGAACUUAAUGAAGUGGAAGAGAAAUGUCAUGAAACAAAAAAUAAAAAUCUCCAGAUAAAAGUGCACACUGGAGAGAAGCCUUUGACCUGCAAACAGUGUGGAAAGACUUUCAAGCGAAAAGACAACCUUAAAAUCCACUUAAAAAUCCAUACUGGAGAGAAGCCGUUCACCUGCAAAAAGUGUGGGAAGAGUUUCUUACUUAAAGGAAAUCUUAAGACUCACAUGAUAGUUCACACUAGAGAGAAGCCAUUCACAUGCUCUCAGUGUGGAAGGAGUUUUACACAGAAAAAAUCCCUUACAGUCCACAUGCGAAUUCACACUAGAGAGAAGCCUUUUACCUGCAAACAGUGUGGGAAGAGUUUCUCACUAAAAGGAAAUCUUAAAACUCACAUGCGAAUUCACACAGGAGAGAAGCCAUUCACAUGCUCUCAGUGUGAAAAUAGUUUUAAGCAUAAAAGAGAACUUAAUGCCCACAUGAGAAAUCACUCUGGGAAGAAGCCAUACACUUGCAAACAGUGUGGGAAGAUUUUUUCACUAAAAGGAACUCUUAAAAUACAUAAGCGAAUUCACACUGGAGAGAAGCCAUUCAUAUGCUCUCAGUGUGGACAGAGUUUUAAACAGAAAAGAGAACUUAAUGCCCACAUGAAAGUACACACUGGAGAGAAGCCUUACACCUGCAAACUGUGUGGGAAGAGCUUCACACUAAAAGAAAGGUUUAAGACUCAUAUGACGAUUCACACUGGAGAGAAGCCGUUUGUUUGUGAUCAGUGUGGAAAGAGUUUCAGACGUAGAGCACACCUUAAUCACCACAUGAAGAUUCACUCAGGAGAGACGUGUUUUAUAUGUCAUCAGUGCGAAAGGAGUUUCUCAGACAGGAAUCACCUUGAGAAUCAUGUAAAAAUUCACAUCGGGGAGAAACCUUACAUGUGUCAUCAAUGUGGAAAGAGUUUAACAAACAAAGCAAACCUCGAGGAUCACAUGAGAGUUCACACUGGAGAAAAGCCUUUCACCUGUCCUCAGUGUGGAAAGAGUUUUACGAUUAAAGGAGACCUUAAUAUACACAUGAGAGUUCACAUUGGAGAGAAGCCGUACAAGUGUUUUCAGUGUGAGAAGAGUUUCACAGACAGGAAUCAGCUUAAGGAUCAUAUAAAAAUACAUAUCGGAGAGAAGACUUUCAUGUGCAAUGAGUGUGGAAAGAGUUUCACAUACAGAGCACACCUUGAGUAUCACAUGAGAAUUCACACUGGAGAAAAGCCUUUCACCUGUCCUCAGUGUGGAAGGAGCUUCACGGUGAAAGGAAACCUUAAGCUGCACAUGAGAGUUCACACUGGAGAGAAGCCGUACAAGUGUCUUCGGUGUGAGAAGAGUUUCACAAUUAAAGGAAACCUUAAUAUUCACAUGAGAGUCCACACUGGAGAGAAGCCGUACAAGUGUCGUCAGUGUGACAUGAGUUUCCCGUAUCACAUAAGCCUGAAACAGCAUUUACAAACUCAUUGUGGAAAGAAAAUGACGUUUCCUCAGUGUGACGAGGUUAUAAAACAGGAGCAAUACUUGAUGGCGAAAGAGGAGAGUCAAGAACUACAUGACAAAGUCCACAUGGGAGUUCACACUGAAGAGACCCCUUUGACUUGCCAACAGUGUGGAAAGAGUUUCAGUCGAAAAGACAACCUUAGAAUCCACUUGAAAAGUUUUAAACAGAAAAGAGACCUUAAUGCCCACAUGACAUAUCACACUGGAGAGAAGCCUUACACCUGCAAACUGUGUGGAAAAAGCUUCACGAUGAAAGGAAAUCUUAAGACUCACAUGACAAUUCACACAGGAGAGAAGCUGUUUGUUUGUGAUCAGUGUGGAAAAAGUUUCAGACAUAAAGAAAACCUUAAUCAUCACAUGAGGAUUCACUCUGGAGGAGACUAUUUUAAAUGUCAUCAGUGCGAAAGGAGUUUCUCAGACAGGAAUCACCUUGAGAAUCAUGUAAAAAUUCACACCAUAGAGAAGCCUUACAAAUGCCAUCAGUGUGGAAAGAGUUUCACAAACAAAGCAAACCUUGACAACCAUAUAAGAAUUCACACUGGAGAAAAGCCUUUCACCUGCAUCCAGUGCGGAAAGAGCUUCAGGAUUAAAGGGAACCUUAAGAUCCACAUACGAGUUCACACUGGAGAGAAGCCGCACAAGUGUCUUGAGUGCGAGAAGAGUUUCACACACACUAUUAUAAAGAUGGCGUGUAUUAAAGAGGAGAGUGAAGAUGUGAAGAUUGAAGAAACAUUCAGAGUCAAACAUGAAGAAACUGAGACACAAACAGGCUUGAUGGAGCUGAAAGAGGAGAGUCAAAAACUGAAAGAAAUGGAAGAGAAAGAUCAGAAUGAGAAAUCUUUUUCAGUGGAAAGAUCUUACUCACAGACACAUGAAACAGAAAACAGAAACCUUCAGAUGAGAGUUCACACUGGAGAGAAGCCUUUCACCUGCCAACAGUGUGGAAAGAGUUUCAAUCGAAAACAAACUCUCAAUGCCCACUUGAAAAUCCACACUGGAGAGAAGUCGGCUGUAUGUCCUCAGUGUGGAAAGAGAUUCACAAAGAAAAAAACCCUUCAAGUCCACAUGAGAGUUCACACUGGAGAGAGCUCUUUGACCUGCCAACAGUGUGGAAAGAGUUUCAAUCGAAAAGACGGCCUUAAAGUCCACUUGAACAUCCACACUGGAGAGAAGCCGUUCAUAUGCCCUCAGUGUGGAAAGAGAUUCACACAGAAAAAAAACCUUAUAGUCCAUUUAGACAUCCACACUGGAAAGAAGCCGUUCAUAUGCACUCAGUGUGGAAAGAGAUUCACACAGAAAAAAAACCAUGAUGCCCACUUGAGAGUUCACACUGGAGAGAAGCCUUACACCUGCCAACAGUGUGGGAAGAGCUUCUCACUACAAGGAAACCUUAAGAUUCACAUGAGAAUUCACACAGGAGAGAAGCCAUUCACAUGCUCUCAGUGUGGGAAGAGUUUUAAACAAAAAAAAGAACUUGAUGUCCACAUAAUAAAUCACACUGGAGAGAGGCCAUACACUUGCAAACUGUGUGGAAAGAGCUUAAAAGAUAAAUCAUACCUCAAUCAUCACAUGAGAAUUCACACUGGAGAAAAGCCUUUCACCUGUCCUCAGUGUGGAAGGAGCUUCACAGUUAAAGGAAGUCUUAAGAUGCACAUAAGGGUUCACACUGGAGAGAAGCCGUACAAGUGUCUGCAGUGUGAGAAGAGUUUCUCGUAUCACUCAAACCUGAAACGGCAUUUGGAAACUCAUUCUGGAAAGAAACUGCCCUUUUCCUCAGUGUGACGAGGUUGAGAAAGAGUAGCAAUUUCAGCAAUCAUCUGUGCAUUCACUCUGGAGAAAGACAAUUCCAUAGUUAUUAGUGUAAUAAAAACGUCACACUUACAAAUACAUAUACAGCAAAACUUCAAAUAAUAGCUGAGUCCCAAAUAGACGCCUGUCUCUUUUACACGCCUGGUGUGGAUAAAUAAAGGCCAGUCUCAAAUA